Molecule: messenger RNA, 2239 nt
Organism: Bombina bombina (fire-bellied toad)
Lineage: Eukaryota; Metazoa; Chordata; Amphibia; Anura; Bombinatoridae
Gene: BSDC1
Product: BSD domain containing 1
Exons: 12
Coding region: 9-1370 (453 amino acids)
Cellular component (GO): cytoplasm
Source: RefSeq, a predicted model, not a curated record
GGGCCACAAUGGCGGAAGGAUACGUCAUAACCUGUCACAUACCUGACCACAUAUUCCCUGUUGUGUCUGACCCCAGAGCUCCGAAAACCUGCAGUGUAUGCGUCGUGCCUGAUCUCAAAGCCCUUCUGCAGACUACUGUGGAGGAUGGGGGCUGGUGGAAAAGCUGGAUACAGCAAAGUUACAACAGUGUGCGAGAAAAGUCUGCAGAGGCUCUGGAGUUUAUGAAGCGCGACCUGUCGGAAUUCACUCGUGUUGUGCAGCAUGACACAGCCUGUACUAUUGCAGCCACGGCCAGUGUGGUCAAGGAAAAGCUGGCAGUGGAGGGAUCAUCUGGGACCACAGAGAAGAUGAAGAAAGGUAUUUCUGAUAUUUUUGGAGUGAUCUCUGACACCUUUGCUCCGUCACCUGACAAAACUAUUGACUGUGAUGUCAUCACACUUAUGGCAACUCCCUCUGGAACCACAGAACCUUAUGAUAGCACCAAGGCACGCUUGUAUAGUUUGCAGUCUGACCCAGCUACUUACUGCAAUGAGCCUGAUGGAUCUCCUGCACAAUUUGACUUAUGGCUCACUCACUGGGAUCAUGAGGAGCGUAAAGCAGAAAUUUCUGAGCUCUUGGUGACAAGCCCAUCGAUUCGCUCUCUUUACACCAAAAUGGUACCUGCGGCUGUGUCUCAUUCAGAGUUCUGGCAGCGCUAUUUCUAUAAAGUGCAUCAGCUUGAGCAGGAGGAGGCACGAAGGGAUGCGCUGAAACAAAGAGCAGAACAGAGUGUACAUUCCGAAGAGCCUGGGUGGGAUUUAGAGGAGGAGGAAAUGACAGAACUGACCUCGACGCCAGGUUUAAAUUUAGAAGAGACGCAUAGGACAGCAGAAUCGGUUAUUCCCACUCUCCAUGUUGAAGUAACUUCUGAAGAGCAGGAUGAGCAAACCAGAGAACCCCCUUGUGCCACAAGCCCCUCUGAGAGUAGUGAGAGUGUAUCCCCUGUAACUCAGAUUUUUAAUCCAGAUUACCAGAGUUCAGCCACUCCCAUAGAGUCUAGUGCCAUCCCUGUCACGGGUACUCAGGAACUGCUUGAAACAAAGUCACAGGAAAUCUCCACACAAGUUUCUGCUGAACAGUCAGUGUCUAAAAUACCUGCACGGGUGGUACCACAGAAAGAGGACCCACCUUCUGACUUGAGGGUAUUUGAAUUAAACAGUGAUAGCGGUAAAUCAACCCCUUCUAACAAUGGGCAAAAGGGUUCCAGCACAGACGUCAGUGAGGACUGGGAGAAGGAUUUUGACAUGACGGAGGAGGAGGUUCAACAGGCCUUGUCUCGAGUAGAGAUAUCUGGAGAGGUGGAAGACGAAGACUGGGAGAACUGGGAAUAAUUCUGGUAAAAGGCUGAUGAGGUUUCACUGCUCUAUGACCUUAGACACUACAGAAAAAGCCUGAGACUUUACCUUCCUCCUGUCACCACCAUUGCCUUCCAUGCCCACUCAGCAAUCAAAGCAAGUUUCUCUGGUUUAUGCAGCCACCAGACUACACUGCAUGAGUGUGAGCAGGAGAGAAGUUCAGAAGCAGGUUUCUGGACCGCACUGGCACUGUAGGGGUUAAUCAUAAAUUGAGCAAGCUUUAGGAUUUGAUUAACCCCCUCCAUGACCAGUACCAGUACGUUGCAGCACAAAACUAUGCUUGAAACGGGGUCUGUCAAAUGUCUAGUUUAGGAUGGUGAGGGUUACUAACAAAACCUUGUGCUUUAAGGUUAUGAGAGUCUCUCGCUGUUCAAAUGCAGCAGUAUCUUGAUCUGAUAGGUAAAUGAGGCGGGAGUUGUGCAACUACCAACAUCCUUUGUUGUGUAGAUGAGCAUGUAUGUGAGAGUCCGUAUAUGUGCACAAUCCCAUCUGUGUUUGGGGAACACUGUCCUGCUAUGCGUUUAGUUGCUUUCUCUUUGUAGAUACUAUUCUGCCAGGGGGCUAUACAUUGCCAUACUACUCUUUAUUUAAUGCUGUCCGCAAACUGUCUGUCCAGUCAGUACUGAGAAUGUGAACAUAUACUAAUCAUACUGCUGCUGGAUACAGGAUGACAGAUUCAUUGUGAUGGACCGUAAAACGGUGGGUAGAGGACUACUCUGAGUAAUUGUAUAGUGAUACUCAUUAUAAAUAAACAUUGCAGCAUAAUCUAUUACAAGGGACUGGUGUGUUGAAUUUUCUUUUUGCUGUAGAACCUACAAUAAAUGUGCAGCUAUUGUAAUGAUUUA